UUUUACCACGUGGGAAGAUUUUUUUUUACGUCUUGGAGCAUAACAACCGCAGAGAGCUUGGCGUGUCACAGGGACCAUGAGAGAACUUUUACUGAUUGUAUUCAAUACCGAAGUCCACGGAGCAGCCGCUAAGGUCUGACUCGUACAGCUCCGCUUUCUAGACCAUGCCCCACGAUCCCGAUCCUCCUCCGGCCAAAAAAUUCAAGCCGGGGUCUGUUCUUUUCAGUCUCAACCAGAAGAAGCCUGGAAUGCUGCUGCCGAGAAAAGGAAAUGCAUCCACGCCUAUAGAUGUCCAAAGAAAACAGCUGCCAAUUUACCAGGCUAAACCUCAGCUACUCAACCAACUGAGACAGCUCAACAAUGCCAUUCUGAUUGGUGAGACCGGUUCUGGAAAAACUACCCAGAUUCCCCAGUACUUAUACGAGGCUGGCAUUGGGCGUCAGGGCAUCAUUGCCAUCACUCAACCUCGGAGAGUUGCUGCCAUUUCACUGGCGGGUAGGGUGGCGGAAGAGAAGAGGACUCAACUCGGCAAACUGGUUGGUUACACUGUCCGCUUCGAAGAUGUUACAUCAUUUGAGACCAAGAUAAAAUUCAUGACUGAUGGCAUGCUACUUCGUGAAGCCAUUGGAGAUCCCUUACUUCUGCGUUACACAAUAGUGGUUUUGGAUGAGGCUCAUGAGCGCACAGUGCACACUGAUGUAUUAUUUGGUGUUGUCAAGACUGCUCAGAGACGGCGCAAAGAGUUAAACAAGAUCCCACUAAAGGUCUUAGUAAUGUCAGCUACAAUGGAUGUGGAUUUAUUUUCGGAAUACUUUAACAAAUCUCCUGUGCUGUACCUGGAAGGAAGACAACAUCCCAUUCAGAUCUACUACACAAAACAACCCCAGUCAGACUAUCUCCAGGCGGCACUGGUCACCAUCUUCCAGAUACAUCAGGAAGCACCGCAGUCCCAAGACAUUUUAGUUUUUAUGACAGGCCAAGAAGAGAUCGAGGCACUUGCAAGAACAUGCAGAGACAUUGCCAAGCACCUUCCUGACAGUUGUAGUCCUAUGGUUGUUAUCCCUCUUUAUGCAUCACUGCCUCCAGUGCAGCAGCUCCGAGUUUUCCAGCCUGCUCCCAAGGGAAGUAGGAAGGUUAUUCUCUCAACAAACAUUGCUGAGACAUCUGUUACAAUCUCUGGCAUCAAAUAUGUUAUAGACACUGGCAUGGUGAAGGCAAAACGCUUCAAUCCUGAGAGUGGUCUGGAGGUGUUGGCUGUGCAGCGGGUUUCUAAAGCUCAGGCAUGGCAGCGGGCAGGACGCGCUGGCAGAGAGGACUCUGGCUUCUGCUACCGUCUUUACACUGAGGAUGAAUUUGAUAAUCUCAUCCCUAUGACCGUGCCUGAGAUACAAAGGUGCAACUUGGCCGGGGUAAUGCUACAGCUAAUGGCUUUGGGGAUUCCAGAUGUGAUGAAUUUUGAUUUCAUGUCUAAACCUUCUCCAGAGGCUGUGUGUUCUGCAGUGGAGCACUUGGAGCUGUUGGGGGCAGUAGAGAAGAAGGAUGGACAAGUUGUUCUCACUGCACUGGGGAAGAAAAUGGCCAGCUUUCCUCUAGAGCCAAGAUAUGCAAAAACAAUCCUCCUCUCUCCAGAGUUCUCCUGUUCAGAGGAGGUCAUCAGUAUUGUGUCUCUGCUGUCUGUGGACACUGUGCUGUACAACCCUCCUGCUCGUAGGGAUGAGGUCCUGGCUGCUCGGAAGAAGUUCACCUCUAGUGAAGGAGAUCACAUGACUUUACUCAAUAUUUAUAGGGCCUUCAAGAAAGUCAGUGGCAAUAAGGACUGGUGUCGGGAGAACUUUGUCAACAGCAGAAACAUGAGUCUAGUAAAAGAAGUCCAAGCACAGCUCAAAGAAAUAUGCCUUAAGCUAAAUUUGAAGUUGGUGUCCUGUGGGGCAGACACAGGAAGUGUUCGCCGGUGUCUUGCACAUGGCAUGUUUGUAAACACAGCAGAGCUGCAGCCAGAUGGGACCUAUUUAGCACUGGACACCCAUCAGCCUGUAGCUAUUCACCCUUCUUCAGUCCUGUUCCAGGCAAAGCCAGCCUACGUGGUGUUCAAUGAGCUGCUGCACACUUCUCGCUGCUACAUGAGGGACCUGUGUUUGGUGGAUGCUGAUUGGCUUUUGGAUGCAGCACCAGAAUACUUUGGACGUAAACUCCAUCUCUCUAAAAGUUAACCUCUAAUAACACAAGGACACAGAGAAAUGGAGGAUGGAUAAAGAGACACUGGUUUUCAAUAAAACUAUUAUUAGAGCUGUCAUUAAUUGAUUUUUUUCCCCUCAAAAAAAAAAAAAAAAUUACUACCUCCAAGUGAUUGGAAUCUGGAAUGUGUGACUGCAACAGUCCUCACAACUUAAUAUAGUGCUUUUAUUCUCCCUUGUGUCAUGUGACAGAUUUUUUACUUCAAAGAUUCUUCACACAGCCAUGUGUAAAGCUGAAAUAUUUCAAUAGUUUUUAGUGAUUUUCAUAUGGAAGUGAAGAAAUGUGAGUAAAGUGGCAAAAGACACUGGCCAUCCAAAAAGGUUAAGUUGCAUGCUGUAUCCUACAACCAACAGUCUGAUUGUGUACAUUAUGCACAUGCCUCACACAUCAUUCUGUCUUCAUGCUAGUCUGAAGACGUCGCUUGCCUUUUUCUGCAGAUGAUAGUCUUUGCUGUUUACAUACUGUACAUAACACAGAUUAUAGUUCUGCACUGAAGAAGCAUUGGUGUAUUCUUAUGGAUGCAAUGCAUGAAUAUUGUAGUUGAUCUGAUUAAGGUCUUUCACACUUUAUGGAAUGUACUCAGGAUUGUAUAAUAUGAGGUAUAACACAGCAUUUCUAUUUUUCAAAAUACCAAAAAUUAAAUUGUAGAGAUUUUGUAGAAUUACCAAAUGUAAUAUGAAUGUUCUUAAGAGAUGUGUGGUUUGAGAAUAUAUUGCAUACAUUUAAUUUACUGGCAGGAAAUCCUAAGAUAUGCAUGAAUUGUGCCAAACUGUGGCCCAAUACUUUUAUAGUGUAACAUUUUGGGGCACAUAACUAAGUUGUUGCAGUUUUAACAAAUGCUACAAAUGCAAACACAUUGUAAUAUAAUCACAACCAUGAACUAAUUAAAUGCACUAAACACA
Boleophthalmus pectinirostris (great blue-spotted mudskipper) is the source of this 3137-nucleotide messenger RNA. RefSeq names its product DEAH (Asp-Glu-Ala-His) box polypeptide 33 (gene dhx33). Gene Ontology annotation, cellular component: intracellular anatomical structure; nucleolus. NCBI's taxonomy places the organism in Eukaryota, Metazoa, Chordata, Actinopteri, Gobiiformes, Gobiidae. Gene Ontology annotation, molecular function: ATP binding; RNA binding. Gene Ontology annotation, biological process: positive regulation of transcription by RNA polymerase I. The transcript has 12 exons. The record is from RefSeq and is a predicted model, not a curated record. Bases 165 to 2210 code for a protein of 681 amino acids.